Messenger RNA from Pleurotus ostreatus (oyster mushroom), 990 nucleotides. RefSeq lists its product as uncharacterized. Lineage: Eukaryota; Fungi; Basidiomycota; Agaricomycetes; Agaricales; Pleurotaceae. Bases 1 to 990 code for a protein of 329 amino acids. The record is from RefSeq and is a predicted model, not a curated record. The transcript is spliced from 13 exons.
AUGAGUGGUGUUAGCAACACUCUGGGCGCAGUGCAAGCUGCUACAGCUGUCUCCGGGUUCCUCCUUGGAUGCUUAAUUGUCCAAGGAUACGGGUACUUCAAACGCUAUGCUCACGACCCAUGGGGUAUCAAAUGUACUCUUGCUAUUGCGAGUGUCCAUUUUCGAGUGAUCACCUUCAUUCGGUUAAUUUUGUUGUUCAGGACGCUGGGAGCUGCCCAACAACUGUCUAUGGUGGCUGCCGAUUACAACAUGUCUAUUGACAACUUUGGAGAACGUGAUAUUCUCGCGAGGCUACCUACGUCCUUUGGCGUAGCGUUCUUCCUAGACCUCUUUAAUUCACCUCUCGUUGAAAGCUUCUACUUUUGGCGAAUCUAUAAACUGACCGAUAAGCUCUGGCCCUGUGCAAUAGGAACCGUCCUUUCUUGGCUUCGUUGCGCAGGAUGGACCGUGUUUGCAGCUCAGGGAGCGAAGGAAGGUUACAGUAAUUUCUCCCUCCUCGACAGUCACACGUGGCUGCUCGCUAUAACCGUCGGAUACGGCCUGGUUGCCAACAUCUGUGUCGCAAGUAUCAUGGUUGUCUUCCUCUAUCAAAACAGAAACACUACUUUUAUGCGAACUAAAGUGAUCAUUGAUCGCCUCAUAUUGUACACCGUCCAGACUUGUUUGAUUACCGGUCUUGGCUAUGGUACUACGCUCGUAACGUUCCUUACAAUGAAGCAUACUUUUAUCUGGCUAGGCAUCUUAGCUUGUACUUCCAGAGUCUGCACGAACUGUCUAUUAGCCGAGCUCAAUGAUCGCCCCAUGCGCCCUCGCCUAGGCUGCGAAAUGUAUAGGUCUGAUGCUACGCCUGAUACCGAUACUCCUCUGGAAGAGAUCACUAGUUCGCCCAUUGUGAUCAACAUAUCUACGGAGCGUGCCCUAUACGUGGGCUCUGACCGCCACGGGACGUCCGUAUCACCGAGUAGAGAGGGGAAGAUGAAUGUAACCUAA